UUCAUCUUCAGUGCACUGAGUAGACUGGCUUAGCCUUUUAUUUGUCGAAAACCGAACGAGUACACCUACACAUACACAACAAAAACAAAAAGCAACGCAUUAUGGAAGAUUCGGGUGAGCACCAACAUGAUUUUAAGGCUCCUUCUCCUCAUCGGAUUUUCUUUUCCGCUUCGACUCAUUGAUUAUACUCGCUUGUUAUCUAGUAGUAGGACUACUUCUACAGCUUCAACCUGAUCCGGAAGUUGUUGCCGUUACUUAGUCAAAGUAAAAAGUGCCGCCAUUUUCACAUCAAGAUCAAGAAAAGAACGAGCGCGAAGUUUGGCGAAAAUAAAGAUGAAGCGUGGGACGACGGAGACAAACGGGAAGAGCGGCGUCGAUCUAGGUUUCCCGAGCGCCAAGCGCCAGAAGCUAAGCCCUUGUUUGACUGAACCGCGGAAACAGAAAGUAGGCGCAGAUACAAUCGCGCAACUGGAGGAAUGCCAAGCCGAAAUCCAAGCCCUUGAGGAGCGGUGCGCGGCCGAGCAGAUUGCAAAGCAGCUUGCACAGGAGGAUCGAAAACGGCCUAUUCUGAUCCAGCGCAGUCUCGCACUCCGACGCAUUCCGUACUUUUGGAAGCAUGUGUUCGAAAGCUUGCCGAUGUUAGUGGACAGCACCAGCCUUGGGCGCGCAAAGAAUGGCAGCACUGGUGGUAUCUCUGGACGAAUAAGAGGACCUGCUUUGGGAAGCAUACAAACAACCACAGCCACGAGUCCGAGUGCGUCAAACAAAGGCACUAGUGUUAAUAAAGCGACGCACCAGAUGACGAAUGUCGGCUCUUCCAGCUCGAGCUCUUCCUCCGCUGCGAAUCCGUUACUUCGUGCUGGGAAAAUGAAUGCGACCAACAGUGCUGCGACCGGACCCACGCGACCACAUGGGCUUGCUGUGUCAAAUCUGCCGGUCAUGACACCGGCACCGCAACUUUUCAAGUUCAGCGACCAAGAGGCGGAGCUCUUUUCGUUCCUGACGGAGGUUUAUCUCCAGGACAACGAAGAUGAGAAUGGCAGCCACACCUUUCGCUUCGAGUUCACUGCCAAUCCUUUUUUGUCAAGCGUGCCCGCCGGGUCCUCAUCGAACGGAGGACCCACAGCGACGUCGCCGAAGUUCGACUUCGCAAAUAAGCGACUUUCUACGUCACCAGGAGGCGGCACAGCCGCGAAGCUCACCGGAACCGCAACUAGUGGCGCGUCACCAAGAAGUGCGAGGGAGAAUAAACAAGUAGAGCUCAGCUCCUUUUUGUCGCCCCGUUCGGCAACCAACAAGAAGGCCAGCACAACGUCGCCCCGGGGCCCUAUUGUGGUCGUUGAAAAGCACGUUGCUGUGGGGGACGAUAACGUGAGGACCGUGACUACAUCGAAAUUUCAGUGGAACACUCCGGUCACGGGUCCCUUUGCCGAUUGGCUCGCAGGAUCGUCCGAGGCGAGACACCAGGAGCCGCUUUUGGGCAAGUUGUUUCGCACCUGUGUUUGGGACAAUCCGCUGCAAGUCUAUGAGCUUCAUUCUGCUUUGAAUCAUAAGCGGUAGAAGUAGAAGAUAGAAGCCUGAUAGAUUGAGCAAGAAAGACUUUCGUUUUCUGACCCGAGUUAGUUCCCUGGAACAAGAUUAUGUCUUACCGAGGACACCGACGUGCGAUGAUAGGCACGCGCUUGUCGCAACUACAGGAAGAGGAACGACCCUGCGCUCGGAUAAUUUUCCGCAAAG
Molecule: messenger RNA, 1737 nt
Organism: Amoebophrya sp. A120
Lineage: Eukaryota; Dinophyceae; Syndiniales; Amoebophryaceae
Source: the annotation of a GenBank genome assembly